UCUGCCUGUCUGUUGCAUUUCAUUCUCUCCUGCAAAGUCCUCAUCAUCUCAGUGCCUGAGAUCUGACAGGAGACAGACAAACAUGGACCACAGACUCCUCCUGGCACCUUCAGCGCUGUCAGAAUGCUGCUGUGGUUGCUGAUGCUUCAGAGACACAGACUUCUCAGCCAAUGUGUGCGUGAGGGACCAGAAGGUGCUAUCAUGCGCCCAGUUGUGGUACAUUGGGGCUGAUACCAGCCAAGAACACGAAACCCCUCAGUGAGGGGAGUCUCCUGGCAAACAAUGGAUAGACUGCACCCCUCUAUGAGGAAGCGUCUGUAUAGUCUCCCUCAACACAUUGGAUCCAAAGCUUCUAUAAUGGAUGAAGAAGAAGGUGAAGAGAGGGACACCUGGAAAAAGAGCAUUAAGCUCAAACCACUACCCUCACCUUCUGCUCUAAGGCGCCUUGACCCUCGACCUGCAUCUAAGGAUUCUCACCUAGUUAUGGAAACUGAGGUGGGAAAAGCUCAUAGAACAAGUAGCAAUGGAGACUGCAGGAGGUUUACUGGCAGUCUGUCCUCCAUUGCCAGCUGUGGCAGGCACCUUCAUGAUUCCGAUCCCAGUGAAGGAAGAAGGCUUAUAUCUGAGGGGGACAUUAGCCCCACUGAAGAGAAGUCUCCUACCUUGGAUCCAACUCCAGGUGAUCCAGGCGUAGGCCGCUCCCAAACAGCUCAGGCAGACGCCCAACCUUGGAUCAGUGACCGGCAUAGCAGUUCGGUAAAGGUGGAGGGAAGAGAGCAGACUUUGUCCGGAGGGGAUGAUGACCAGAACAGUUUUAUGCACAGACAGUUUGGGGCACUUUUGCAGCCUGGGGUGAACAAGUUCUCCUUGCGGAUGUUUGGCAGUCAGAAAGCAGUAGAAAGGGAACAGGAUCGAGUGAAGUCUGCGGGGUUUUGGAUUAUUCAUCCAUACAGUGACUUCAGAUUCUACUGGGACCUCACCAUGUUGCUUCUGAUGGUAGGUAACCUCAUCAUCAUUCCAGUGGGCAUCACCUUCUUCAAGGAAGAGAACACACCUGCCUGGAUUGUCUUUAAUGUGGUAUCCGAUACUUUUUUUCUUGUGGACCUGGUGCUCAACUUCCGCACGGGCAUCGUAGUGGAGGACAAUACAGAAAUCAUCCUGGAGCCACAGCGUAUCAAAAUUCGAUACUUGAAGAGUUGGUUUCUUGUUGAUUUCAUCUCAUCCAUCCCUGUGGACUACAUCUUCCUUAUUGUAGAGACACGCAUUGACUCAGAGGUAUACAAGACCGCCAGGGCCCUAAGAAUUGUCCGUUUCACUAAAGUGCUCAGCUUAUUACGGCUACUAAGACUUUCAAGGCUUAUUCGUUACAUUCACCAAUGGGAGGAGAUCUUUCACAUGACCUAUGACCUGGCGAGUGCUGUGGUGCGUAUUGUGAAUCUGAUUGGAAUGAUGCUGCUUCUAUGCCACUGGGAUGGCUGCUUGCAGUUCUUGGUACCAAUGCUGCAAGAGUUCCCCGAUGACUGCUGGGUAUCUUUAAAUCAUAUGCAGAAUGCCUCAUGGGGGAAGCAAUAUUCGUAUGCCCUUUUCAAGGCCAUGAGUCACAUGUUGUGCAUCGGGUACGGGCAACAGGCACCAGUGGGCAUGUCAGAUGUCUGGCUCACCAUGCUCAGCAUGAUUGUAGGUGCCACGUGCUAUGCCAUGUUCAUCGGACAUGCUACUGCCCUCAUCCAAUCCCUGGAUUCUUCACGACGCCAGUAUCAAGAAAAGUAUAAGCAGGUGGAGCAGUAUAUGUCGUUUCACAAACUCCCAGCCGACAUGCGCCAGCGGAUCCAUGACUACUAUGAGCAUCGAUACCAAGGGAAGAUGUUUGAUGAAGAAAGUAUUCUGGGGGAGCUGAGUGAACCUUUGAGAGAGGAAAUCAUUAACUUUAAUUGCCGAAAACUAGUGGCAUCGAUGCCACUGUUUGCCAAUGCUGAUCCAAAUUUUGUGACCUCAAUGCUUACGAAGCUACGAUUUGAGGUUUUCCAACCCGGGGACUUCUUAAUCCGAGAAGGGACCGUGGGAAAGAAGAUGUUCUUCAUACAGCAUGGUGUUGUCAGUAUCUUGAGCAAGGGCAGCAAAGAGACUAAGCUUGCAGAUGGUUCCUACUUCGGAGAGAUCUGCCUGUUGACACGAGGUCGCCGCACAGCAAGUGUGAGGGCCGACACAUACUGCCGACUGUACUCUCUGAGCGUCGAUCAUUUCAACGAGGUGCUGGAGGAAUACCCCAUGAUGAGGCGUGCCUUUGAGAGUGUUGCACUAGAUAGACUGGAUAGAAUCGGUAAAAAGAACUCUAUUCUCCUGCAUAAAGUGCAGCAUGACCUCCGCUCUGGGGUACUAAACUACCAGGAAAACGAGAUCAUACAGCAGAUUGUGCAACAUGACCGUGAGAUGGCGCAAGGACCUCGUUGCACCCAAACAGAAGAGGACACUUCAGCAACACCACCAACUCCAGUUAUCUGGACACCGCUUGUACAGGCACCUCUACAGGCUGCAGCUGCCACCACAUCAGUGGCCAUUCCUCUUACCCAGCAGCGACUACCUGCUACUAUAUUUCGACCUCCACCAUCUGCUCUAGGUGCCACAGCACGUGGAUUUCGUCACCUUCAAAGAGCCCAAAUUUCCACACACCCACCAGGUGCAGAACUGACACUGCUGCAGCAGUCUUCUUUUCAUGUGCACCAGCUAGCAGGCUUUUCUGCGGUGGGUUGUGUAAGUCCAAGACCCCCACUUUCUAUGCCAGGUGUGGAAAGAAGGGCAUCACAGCAGCCAGGCCCUUCCUGCACUCCACCAACUGCAUUUGAGUCUACAAAGUGGCCACCAAGAGCAGACACCACUCUUACUUCCUUUAAACAAGGACUAUCACAAUCAUACCAGCAACUCCCUUCUCCCUCUCCUGGACAAUGUCAGGGUGUCAAUACACAGCUACCAGGUCCCACUAUACCUGGAGGUUCAGAGCCCCUAUGGGUGUUACCCCCUCCAGGACAGAAAUCAGACUCUGUUGGGAGCUCUCCCUCCACUCUUAGUCCUGGCCUUGUCCGGACCAUUCAGGUUUGCGGUUCUUCGCGAUCUCUUCUCCUUCCACAAACUGCUGCAAUUUCCCCUCAUCCAAGCAGCUGUGUUUCCCUUCCCCUUAACAGGCUCAGGCAAGAUGGACGGCCCAUCUCUGUGUCACAGCCCUCCUUACCCCAGCCAGCACCAGGUUCCCCUCAUUUUCCACAGCAAUUCACACCCGACUUCACCUUGCUCCCUAGGGUUGGCAGCUCAGAAUUAUCACGCCAUGUGACUUUACCACGAAAAGGGUCCUCAGAAUUAGGUUUUGGUGUAAGGGGCGCUAGUGGAGAAGAUCUACCUGUGUACUCUAAACUCCCUUCUAAUCUAUGACCAUGAUCAUUGCUAAAGAUCUGCAGAAUAACAAUGCCAUGUCCCAGCCACAUACCUGCGCAAACUUAUUGUAUUAACGCACCCUGGAAAUCUAAAGAGUGCUCUAAUGUUCCAGUGAGGAAAAUCAGGAGGAAUGUGAGCACAUAUUUUGUAGUAAAAUUGGACUAUAAAUAAAUACAGACAAUUAUUUUAAACCAACAAAGCAAGUUUAUACAUGCUGAAAAGCGUACACAAAGUGUGACAUUGCAUUGGUUCCUGAAUUCAGUCCCCAGUUCCCUCCCUACAGGAGCUGGAUCACAAGAUUGCCUUAUAUCUACAGGGAAAGGUGCACCAUUGAGUUAGGUGAACCAGUAAGGGAGAUAGAUGGUACUUGAAUACAUGUCAAGUGCAAUCAGCUACUGCCCCAGCAAAUCGGCAGAGUAAAUUCACUAUAUGAUAAACAGAUUUAACUGUUGUUCAGUCGUAAUUUGGGAAACAUGCUACACGCCUUUAACUAUAAUUAAGGGAAAUUAUGCAAAUUUAUCUGAGAAAAAGAAAAUCCUCAUUUGGUCACUAUUCUUUUUUCCAGUAUUAUCCUUUUGAAGACAGGUUGACUUGCCAAAAUCAUUAUGAAAUGUAGGUCAGCUUGCCAAGUGAAAUAAUACUUAAAGCAGCUCUAUCACUUUCCUGGUUUUUACGUUUAAACUAAUCAUUUUUUUUGUUCCUCUAUUUAUCCUUGUUUUUAUUUAUUUGAAAUCCACCUUUGUUUUUUUAGUUAUGUACAAGAAUUAGUAGCAAAUACUUUGUUUCUUACAGGGAGUGUGAUUUUUGGCAUUUUUUUGCAACGGGAGGAGCUUA
Messenger RNA from Pelobates fuscus (common spadefoot toad), 4260 nucleotides. It is a transcript of the gene HCN4, whose product is annotated as hyperpolarization activated cyclic nucleotide gated potassium channel 4. Lineage: Eukaryota; Metazoa; Chordata; Amphibia; Anura; Pelobatidae. The coding region runs from base 283 to 3423 and encodes 1046 amino acids. Gene Ontology annotation, cellular component: dendrite; axon; membrane. The transcript has 8 exons. The record is from RefSeq and is a predicted model, not a curated record. Gene Ontology annotation, biological process: potassium ion transmembrane transport; sodium ion transmembrane transport; regulation of membrane depolarization. Gene Ontology annotation, molecular function: voltage-gated potassium channel activity.